Molecule: messenger RNA, 1020 nt
Organism: Solea senegalensis (Senegalese sole)
Lineage: Eukaryota; Metazoa; Chordata; Actinopteri; Pleuronectiformes; Soleidae
Product: claudin-15-like
Exons: 5
Coding region: 106-909 (267 amino acids)
Biological process (GO): bicellular tight junction assembly; cell adhesion
Cellular component (GO): bicellular tight junction; plasma membrane
Molecular function (GO): structural molecule activity
Source: RefSeq, a predicted model, not a curated record
AAAUGCCUGACACAUGAAAUGCCAUCAAUUUUGGGCGGGAAUAGCAGACUAGUAAUGUAGCUACAGCCAACAAAUCAAUGCUCAAAUUAGUCCAGGUUUGCAUGCAUGAGGAAAAAAAAAAUCCUGAGUCAGUCCUCACACUCCCCAAAAUGUAUAUCAGCCACAGAGGCUGCAAACAGGGCACAGAGGCAAUACCUAUUUGGUAUUGAUAGUUAUAGAAGACUACUUCUCAAGAUGAAGUGGGUCAUUGAGGUUACAGCACUUUUUCUUGGUUUUGCAAGCUGGGUACUGGUUUUUGUAGCACUGGAAGACCAGUACUGGAAAGAAUCCACCACGGAUGGCAGCGUUAUCACAACCUCCACAAUCUAUGAAAACCUGUGGAUGUCUUGUGCCAGUGAUUCAACGGGGAUCUAUAAUUGCUGGGACUUUCAAUCACUUUUAGCUCUUCCAGGCUUCAUUCAGGCUGCCCGAGCUCUGAUGAUCUCAGCCAUUGUGUUCGGGACGUUUGGGCUCUUGGCAACACUCGUAGGGAUGCAGUGCUCGAAAAUAGGAGGAGAGAACUACGUCCUGAAGGGGAGAAUCGCUGCAAUCGGAGGAGUGUUCUUCUUACUGCAAGGGCUUUGCACCAUGAUUGCUGUGUCCUGGUAUGCAGCCAAUAUCACGCAACAGUUCUUUGACCAGUUUUAUCCAGGGACGAAGUAUGAGAUUGGAGAGGGCCUGUACAUCGGCUGGUCCUCAGCCACACUCGCCAUUUGCGGAGGUUCGUGUCUGCUGUGCGCUUGUAAAAUGGAAUCAUCCGAGGAAAAAAUACAAUAUCCAUACCAACCAGGCCCCAGAGGACACAUGCUGUCAACUGUGGCGACAUCUCACACUGCGCCAAGCAACUAUGGAAGGAAUGCUUAUGUCUAGAGCUGCAAUUAACACUUAUUUUCAUGAUCACUUAAUCCGUCAUUCAUUUUUCUUGAUUUAGUUUUGUCCACAAACUGAACAUUUUCAGUUUUGAUGGAAACAUAUACAUUU